Molecule: messenger RNA, 1391 nt
Organism: Galdieria sulphuraria
Lineage: Eukaryota; Rhodophyta; Bangiophyceae; Galdieriales; Galdieriaceae
Exons: 1
Coding region: 557-1177 (206 amino acids)
Source: RefSeq, a predicted model, not a curated record
CAAAUUUAAAAUAGGCGGGCUUUUAUUUUUUUCUUCUUUCACAUAAUACAUAUGGAUUUCCGUGUACGGUGUUGACUGACAACGAAGUCAUAGCAGAGCAUAUACUUUGUUAAUUAAACACCAUUCAUUCUUAGCCAAGUGCUCAUGUCAAAGAGUUGUCUAUGUCAACUCCCCACCUUUUAUACCUGGCUUAUUUCUAUGAAUAAAAGACCUCCACAAGAGUCACGAGGAGGAGUUGCAAAAACCUCUUUGUUGUAUUUACCAGGAAAGAAUCGUUUUAUUAUAAAGGGGAUUGUUUCAUAUAGUCAGUGAAACAAAGCGUCAACAGGUCUUGGUAUUUCCUUCUCCUUUGACCCCAAAAACUAAACUGACAGACUCCUACGGUCCUUUUUGCUUUAUUAACAUAUACAUACUUACAUGUUUCUUGGAAAGAAUAUUUAAGGUCAAAAAGAAAAGUUCCUCCAUUUGUCCACCCAAAGCGAUAAAAUUUCUCUCAACCUUUUGAUAUUUCGAUGAAAGGCUUGGACGAUUCUUUGGUCUAAACUAUUCAACACCAAUGAGACCCCCUUUUACUACACUUAUACUGCAUACGUGGAAAGAACAUGGAAAACCAAAACCUUGGAAAAAGUUGUUUCUAGACACCGAGGAGGAAGAAGAAAGUGAAACGAAAAGAAUACAGGACAAGACAAAGGAAAACUUGUCAAGUUACAAAGCAAGGAAUUCACAUAGAGUGGUGAGGUCAGUUUCUUUAGAUCAAAUCUCUUCCAAAAAGCUUUCUCCAGUUCUUGCUUUGGAUAUGGGAGAUGACUCGGGUCACCUUGUAACUAUUCGAAAAUCUCAUAGCAUAGCAGAGGGCUUAUCUUGCUCGUCAGAAGAGUCUCGUCUCAUGAAGAGGCACUCACCGUUAUGGAAAAAGAAUGAAGAGAGUUUUGAAAAGUUUUCAUCUUUCAUAGGAGUUGCUAAAAAGUCAAGAAGCUUUCAUGAAGGCUUAGUUGCAAAGAAAGAACCCUGUUUAAACAAACCGCCUUGUUAUUCUUCCCCCAACGUUGGGAAAGAAAGUCCUUGGUGGAAAACUUCUUCUGAAGAGGUACGGUUCGAUUACCGAAAGCUGCGGUGUAACAACAACAACAACAACAACACGUUCUCUUCCACUCAGUCCGUUACCCCAAGUUUCUAAAAGCUGUUGUGGGAUGGUGUUUUGUCUUUCCUAACUCUUUGAUAUUCUUACUUGUGAUAGGCUUUUUUUGGACGAUUUUGUGUGAAUAUAUUUGAAACAACAUAAACUCAAAGAAGAGCUUUGCUUUCACAAAGUUUCUUUUUUCCGUUUACUGUAUGUUCUCUCUAUUGACAAUUUCACUCUUUAAAAGUUCCAACUCACUUUGUCCACUCCU